Molecule: messenger RNA, 2340 nt
Organism: Arabis nemorensis
Lineage: Eukaryota; Viridiplantae; Streptophyta; Magnoliopsida; Brassicales; Brassicaceae
Source: the annotation of a GenBank genome assembly
AUGCGUGGGAACAAACGAUUAGAAAAGCUUUGUUUUUUCUCGUGGCGAGCUCAGAAGCAGCAACAUACAUCCUUCAAUGGAGUCAAGUCGAGAUUCAAACCAAACGGUGGAGUAAAGUUUCACUCGUGGAACACAAAUCAAACUCAAACCCAAACCCAGAAGAGCAAAUCUGGAGACGAGGAUAUAAAAGAGUGGAAUGUAGCUAUAAGCAGCUACAUGCGUAAUGGAAGGUGCAACGAAGCGCUUCGUGUGUUUAAACGCAUGCCUAGGUGGAGCUCUGUAUCUUAUAACGCUAUGAUCUCUGGUUACUUGAGAAAUGGAGAGUUUGAACUCGCGCGGAAACUGUUCGACGAAAUGCCUGAACGAGAUUUGGUUUCGUGGAAUGUGAUGAUUAAAGGGUAUGUGAGGAACAGGAAUCUUGGUAAAGCUAGGGAGUUGUUUGAGAGAAUGCCUGAGAGAGAUGUUUGUUCGUGGAAUACGAUAUUGUCUGGAUAUGCUCAGAAUGGGUGUGUUGAUGAAGCAAGGAGAAUUUUUGAUCGAAUGCCUGAGAAGAACGAAGUAUCGUGGAAUGCGUUGCUCUCUGCGUAUGUUCAGAACAGUAGGAUGGAGGAAGCUUGUAGUUUGUUUGAGUCAAGAGAGAAUUGGGCAUUGGUUUCGUGGAAUUGCUUGCUUGGUGGGUUUGUUAAGAAGAAAAAGAUCAUCGAGGCAAGACAGUUUUUCGAUAGUAUGAGUGUGACGGAUGUGGUUUCCUGGAAUACGAUCAUCACUGGUUAUGCACAGAACGGGAAGAUAGAUGAGGCGCGGAAACUAUUUGACGAGUCUCCUGUUCGAGAUGUGUUUACAUGGACAGCAAUUGUUUCAGGAUAUGUACAAAACCGAAUGGUGGAAGAAGGGAGAGAAUUGUUCGACAAAAUGCCAGAGAGAAAUGAAGUAUCAUGGAAUGCCAUGCUUGCAGGAUAUGUGCAGGGUGAGAGAAUGGAGAUGGCAAAGGAAUUGUUCGAUGUUAUGCCUUUUCGCAAUGUUAGUACAUGGAACACGAUGAUAACUGGAUAUGCUCAGUGUGGUGAUGUUUCUGAAGCUAAGAACCUUUUUGACAAAAUGCCUAAGAGAGAUCCAGUCUCUUGGGCCGCUAUGAUUGCAGGGUAUUCACAAAGCGGACAUGGCUAUGAAGCUCUGCGUUUGUUUGUGCAAAUGGAGAGAGAAGGCGGAAGAUUGAAUCGAUCCUCGUUCUCAUCUGCUCUAAGCACGUGUGCAGAUGUUGUUGCUCUUGAGCUCGGGAAGCAAUUGCACGGACGAUUGGUUAAAGGUGGGUAUGAGACUGGGUGCUUCGUUGGGAAUGCGCUUUUGCUGAUGUAUUGCAAAUGUGGAAGCAUAGAAGAAGCCAAUGACUUGUUUGAGGAGAUGACUGGCAAGGACAUUGUCUCUUGGAACACAAUGAUUACAGGUUACUCAAGGCACGGAUUCGGAGAAGAGGCUUUAAGGUUCUUCGAGUUGAUGAAGAGCGAAGGACUGAAACCAGAUGAUGCUACCUUGGUUGCGGUACUAUCUGCGUGCAGUCACACAGGGCUAGUAGACAAAGGCAAGGAAUAUUUCUACACGAUGACUCAAGACUACGGUGUAAAGCCUAACUCACAGCACUACGCUUGUAUGGUUGAUCUUCUCGGUCGAGCUGGGCUUCUGGAAGAAGCUCACAAUCUAAUGAAAAACAUGCCCUUUGAGCCAGACGGUGCAAUUUGGGGAACUUUACUGGGUGCAAGCAGAGUACAUGGAAAUACAGAGCUAGCUGAAACAGCUGCAGAUAAGAUUUUCGCUAUGGAGCCUGAAAAUUCUGGUAUGUAUGUUCUUCUCUCAAAUAUGUACGCUGCUUCAGGUCGCUGGGGAGAUGUUGGUAAGCUGCGAGUGAAAAUGCGGGACAAAGGGGUGAAGAAAGUUCCAGGGUACAGUUGGAUUGAGUAUCAGAACAAGACUCAUANUUUCUCGGCUGGGGAUGAGUUUCAUCCCGAGAAAGACGAGAUCUAUGCAUUUUUGGAUGAUCUUGAUUUGAGGAUAAAGAAAGCAGGGUAUGUCUCGAAGACGAGUGUGGUUCUUCAUGAUGUGGAAGAAGAAGAGAAGGAGCGUAUGGUUCGGUACCAUAGCGAAAGACUGGCUGUAGCAUAUGGGAUAAUGCGUGUGUCUUCAGGGAAACCAAUCCGUGUGAUGAAGAAUCUGCGUGUGUGUGAGGAUUGCCAUAAUGCCAUCAAGUAUAUGGNGAAAANCACGGGGAGAUAUAUUAUCUUGAGGGAUAAUAACAGGUUUCACCAUUUUAAGGAUGGUUCAUGUUCUUGUAGAGACUACUGGUGA